Molecule: messenger RNA, 984 nt
Organism: Trichoplax adhaerens
Lineage: Eukaryota; Metazoa; Placozoa; Uniplacotomia; Trichoplacea; Trichoplacidae
Exons: 10
Coding region: 1-984 (327 amino acids)
Biological process (GO): sphingolipid biosynthetic process
Cellular component (GO): endoplasmic reticulum membrane
Molecular function (GO): 3-dehydrosphinganine reductase activity
Source: RefSeq, a predicted model, not a curated record
AUGCUUGCAAUUUGGAUUACUGCGGGCAUUGGUGUAUUAAUUGGCUUCAUUUCAUUUACAAGAAAGUCUAAAGUAGAAUUUAAAAAUAGACAUGUCUUGGUUACCGGUGGGUCUGAAGGCAUUGGAUUAUCCGUGGCUAUUAGGUUAGCCAAAAAAGGAGCAAAUAUUUCGUUACUUUCGCGCACAGACGCGAAGUUAAAAGCUGCAGCAGCAACUUUGCGAGCAAAUAUGGAAGAGUCGCAAAGGGUCACUACCGUUGCGUGUGAUAUCUCUGCUAGCUAUCAGAAAGUGAAGGACGCAAUCGAUCAGGCUUGCUCAGAACUAGGACCAGUUGAUGCUCUAAUUAAUUGUGCAGGUACAUCAGUUGCAUCUGCAUUUGAAAAUACUGCCGUAGAAGACUUUGAACGCUUAAUGAGGCUUAACUAUCAUGGAAGUGUGUUUGCAACAAGAGCUGUUAUUGACGGUAUGAAAUCUCGGAGAAGUGGUACUAUUGUUUUCACCUCUUCUCAGGCGGGUCAGAUUGGCCUUUAUGGUUAUACGGCUUAUAGUGCCUCAAAAUUUGCUCUCCGAGGCUUAGCAGAAUGUUUACGGAUGGAAGUUAAGCCUUAUGGGGUUAACGUUUCAAUAGCUUUUCCACCAGAUACAGAUACUCCUGGAUAUAAAGAAGAAAUCGAAAGAGGAGUUCCGGAGGAAACCGUGAUUAUUAGCAAAUCGUCGGGAUUAUAUACAUCAGAUUUCGUGGCUGAUAACAUUCUAAAGGGAAUUACGAACGGAGAUUUUUUUAUCCCCGUUGGCUUUGAAGGAAAUGUUUUGACAAUAAUAACAGCUGGUAUGGCUCCAGCGGCGUCAGUGAUCGACGGGAUCAUACAAAUUAUAUUACUCCCCAUCCUAAGGAUAUCUGCAUUUUUUUACCAAUUUCAAUUUGGUAGAAUCGUUUCUCAAUGUAUGAAAAAGAAAAACUUGGGUCAAAACAAACGCGACUGA